AUGAGAAUAGCUCAGUGGAAAGCGGGUCUUUACUCGACGAGGAAAGAACUGGUGGAACAAAAUUUUGUUCAAGGUGCACAAAUUAAACCGAUUAUAUUGAAACAAUCGACUAUGAACGAUUGUGAAAGCGAUGACGGAGAAGGAGACGAGGUUUCAACGAAAACGCUUUCCAUACCUAUUUUCAAACUCAUUAUGCAGGAACAUUCAAAUAUAUCUGAAUAUAUCGCCGUUUCGCGCGACAACUUCGAUAAGAAUGAAUUGUGCGAUAAUCUUUUAGAAUUUUUAAGAUUUUAA
Messenger RNA from Dracunculus medinensis (Guinea worm), 294 nucleotides. Lineage: Eukaryota; Metazoa; Nematoda; Chromadorea; Rhabditida; Dracunculidae. The record is from the annotation of a GenBank genome assembly.